Messenger RNA from Hydractinia symbiolongicarpus, 2537 nucleotides. Its product is annotated as alpha-1A adrenergic receptor-like. NCBI's taxonomy places the organism in Eukaryota, Metazoa, Cnidaria, Hydrozoa, Anthoathecata, Hydractiniidae. The record is from RefSeq and is a predicted model, not a curated record. Bases 7 to 2136 code for a protein of 709 amino acids. Gene Ontology annotation, biological process: G protein-coupled receptor signaling pathway. Gene Ontology annotation, molecular function: peptide binding; G protein-coupled receptor activity. The transcript has a single exon. Gene Ontology annotation, cellular component: membrane.
CCAACAAUGAACAAUAGUACAAAUCACACAGCCGCUUUCAUAGUCGACGACAUUUCAAUUGCUUCCAAUAUUAUCAAUAUUUCCAUUUUUAUUAUCAGUGUCAUUGGAAAUUUGUUCGUCAUCCUUACUGUAUAUAGCAAUAAACGGUUACGUACAACGUUAAAUUAUCUCGUUGUCAACUUGUCCAUAUGUGACAUAAUGAUUGUCACCUUUACAAUACCAUUCAGUAUGAUUUUACAACGUUAUCAAGAAGAAGGAUAUAUAUUUGGAGCUUUCGGUUGCCGUGUAAUUUCCCCGUUAGCAACACUUUCAUCAAAUGCGGCUGUGUUCGCGUUACUUUGUAUAACCAUCGAACGUUACAUCGCUAUCGUGCAUCCCCUGAAAUGGACAUCUCAGAAAAAUCACGCGCUAAAGUUUAUCAUUUCAACAUACGUUUAUUCACUUGCAACUGUAAUACCGUUCGGUUAUUACCUAGAACUUGAGGUUUCAAGCGAUGGCUUAAGUAGAUGUAUUGAGACAUGGUCGAUUAAAGCGAGUAAAGCAUAUACGAUACUUUUGUUUUUACUUCAAUAUGGCAUCCCGUUGCCUCUAAUGAUAGGCAUUUACACGAAAGCAUGGUUUGAAAUUAAAACACAAAACGAUCAUACGAUUAAAGUAUCAGAAGGACAACGCAGAUCGCGCGGAUUGUCAGCAGCAGACGAUAAUCAAACGAAUCCAACACGAAAUCGAAUAUCAAGGAAAACGCGCGAAUCGAUCACAUCGGAAGGAAGUUAUCGAGAAGAAAUGAAAUAUAUAUGUUUCACAAACUGCUUAUUCUGUUUCAAUCCUAAUCACAUGCGUACCUUUUUAGGUAAUCACGACAGUGUCGGCACAUCGUCCUAUAUUGCCAACAAAAGACGUCGACAAACCAUACGCACGUUUAUUAUGUUUCUGCUUAUUGUCGUUAUAUUUGCGGUUUGUUCAUUACCCAAUCAAAUUGCAUGGUUGUGGAUGUCAUUUUUUGCUGAGUCAUCAACCCUGAUCUCGUUAAUGCCUAUCUUCUACAUGCUGCACUAUUCGAAUUGUGUGCUGAACCCAUUAAUUUAUGGCGGGUUAAAUCGAACGUUUCGAGAGGGGUAUAAGCGUGUUGCACGUUGUGAUUCGGUAGCGCACGAUAAAACUUUUUACAGCAAUAUAGUUCCGAGCGAACAGAAUCAAAACUUCAAAAAGGAUAAAAGCGAGUUAUUCAAAGACGGUAUUAUUACUCGAAAUCCAGUGAGUUUUAUUGAAUGUGGGUCAAUUGAAAGCAUCUAUAAAGAAUGUGAAGAAGAAGAAGUAGAAGAAGCUGAAGAAAUUAAAACGGAUAAGCGUCGAGUAAAGUUUCAUUUAUCUGUUGUUUCGAACAAAAAAUUAUCGAUAGAAAAAGAAAGACGAAAAUUAUCGAUAAGUCUCACGACAAGCAGACAGCGAAAACUAACCCUACCUCUGUUGUCGAGCGAGAACAGCAAAGAUAAAAAUGCAAGCGAUAAAUUCAAACGGAAGUUGUCGCUCCCUACUCUCCACUCUUCAUUUGGUAGUCAAGAUUCUUUGUCCAUAUUGCCGACAAACGAAAAAUUUAAUGGAAAUUAUGCUGCAGCUUUUCGAAAGCUAUCAAAUAUCGUGCGCGCUUACCCGAAAUUCGAUCGUAAGAAAGGAAUGAUUGUUUUAAGUAAAAGCAAAUCUGAGGAUGAUAUGGAUAUAUACGGACAUGUUGAAAGCGGACAGCAAAUAAGUUUACGAGAUGAAAAAAGUAACAUUGGGUUAUUAGAAAGGGAUACGGAUUUUGGAAAUAGUGGCACAUGCUUAAACUCUGGUGUCCGAAAAGUCGCGGAGGUCAAUCCACGAUGUGAUGAGCUUCCUAAAUAUACAGAAGAUGAUACAGAAGAUGACAAAGAAAACGACACGAUAAUGUACACUGACAAUGAAAUAGAAGUCGCACCUACUGAACCCUGCGCUGACGGUUUAUCCGUUUAUUUAUCAGCCCUUCAUUUUAACAAAAAGAAAAAUACUGACAGUUAUUUCCCAAAACUAUCAAACAAUGGCUUAUCUUAUGAAAAUUUAAAAUCAAUGCAAUUUGAUUUCGAUCAGUUGGUCAAUGCUAAAGAGACUUAUAUUUAAAAUUUGUUUUCUGAAAGAAUUUUGGAAAGAGUUUCACACUGUAAAUGACCUAAUCUCGCAUUUGUUCAUCGAAGAGACGAGGUUUCUAAGCGCGUAGAAUUAUGAGUUUGAGUGGAUUCAACACAUUUGGGGCAAAUCUAGUGAUAUAUUUACGUUAUUUUGUAUUGUUUAUUUUGUCUGCUGCAAAGGCGUGGUCACGAACAUGGCAACACCUUUUUUUUAAAUCUAAGCAUGUUCUUAGCUCGGUAAAUGGAAAUCUGAACACGUUUUGCACAAAAAACACAUAAACACCUGGCUGAAGAAACCGGGGAAGAAAGGACUUGUCCUUUUUAGAACUUUAGAAUUUAAAUAGCUUUUCAGACCAAUCUGGAGGUCUUAAAUUUCAAAAGAUGACUGCAGAA